Pezoporus occidentalis (night parrot) is the source of this 777-nucleotide messenger RNA. It is a transcript of the gene RND2, whose product is annotated as Rho family GTPase 2. The coding region runs from base 93 to 776 and encodes 227 amino acids. Gene Ontology annotation, biological process: small GTPase-mediated signal transduction. Gene Ontology annotation, cellular component: cytosol. The record is from RefSeq and is a predicted model, not a curated record. NCBI's taxonomy places the organism in Eukaryota, Metazoa, Chordata, Aves, Psittaciformes, Psittacidae. Gene Ontology annotation, molecular function: GTPase activity; protein kinase binding; GTP binding. The transcript is spliced from 5 exons.
UCCGCGCCUGGUUGGUGCUGCUGGGUCCGGGGGCGCGGCCAGGCCGGGGCCGUCCCGGUAAAGCGGCGGCGCGGGCGGCGCGGUCCCGCACCAUGGAGGGGCACCUGGCGCGCUGCAAGAUCGUGGUGGUGGGGGACACGCAGUGCGGCAAGACCGCGCUGCUGCACGUCUUCGCCAAGGACUGCUACCCCGAGAGCUACGUGCCCACCGUCUUCGAGAACUACACGGCCAGCUUCGAGAUCGACAAGCAGCGCACCGAGCUCAACAUGUGGGACACCUCAGGCUCAGCAUACUACGAUAACGUCCGUCCCUUGGCCUACCCAGACUCGGAUGCUGUGCUCAUCUGCUUUGACAUCAGCCGCCCGGAGACCCUCGACAGCGUGCUCAAGAAGUGGCAAGGGGAGACUCAGGAGUUCUGCCCCAAUGCAAAGAUCGUGCUGGUGGGCUGCAAGCUGGACAUGCGGACGGACCUGAACACGCUGCGGGAGCUCUCCAAGCAGCGCCUCAUCCCUGUCACACACGAGCAGGGCAGCGCGCUGGCGCGGCAGAUCGGGGCCGUGGCUUAUGCGGAGUGCUCCUCCAAGGUGUCCGAGAACAGCGUGCGGGAUGUGUUCCACGUGACCACGCUGGCCUCCGUCAACAGGGUGCACAAGAACUUGAAGCGCAGCAACUCGAAGCGGGGACUGAAGCGGGCGUCACAGAUGCCCGGCAGGACGGACUUACUGAGCGACACGGAGAUGAGGAAAGAGCGCGCCAAGAGCUGCUCCAUCAUGUGAA